Messenger RNA from Selaginella moellendorffii, 2674 nucleotides. RefSeq names its product ethylene receptor. Lineage: Eukaryota; Viridiplantae; Streptophyta; Lycopodiopsida; Selaginellales; Selaginellaceae. Gene Ontology annotation, cellular component: endoplasmic reticulum. The transcript has 5 exons. Gene Ontology annotation, biological process: signal transduction. The record is from RefSeq and is a predicted model, not a curated record. The coding region runs from base 171 to 1988 and encodes 605 amino acids. Gene Ontology annotation, molecular function: phosphorelay sensor kinase activity; ethylene receptor activity; protein binding.
CCUGGUCCGCGAUCGAUAGCUGGCAGUAUGAUCGAUCCGCCGAGAGGAAAGGGCUAGAUUUUGGCUUGUUGCUGCUCGAAUGCGCGAUUCUUGAUGCUUCUCUCGCCCAGGAAAUUUCGAUUCUAACACCGGCGCCUUGGCACAGAUCGCGGUCGGCGCCUGGAUCGAUCAUGGAUCCUUGCAACUGCAUUGACCCGCUGUGGCCGGCCGAGGAUCUCCUCAUCAGGUACCAAUACGUGGCCGACAUCUUCAUCGCCCUGGCCUACUUCUCCAUCCCGAUCGAGCUCGCCUACUUCGUGCUCAAGUCCUCGAUCUUCCCCUACCGCGGCGUGCUCAUCCUCUUCGGCCUCUUCAUCGUCCUCUGCGGCGCCACACACAUGAUCAGCCUGUGGAUGGUGGAGACGCACUCGCGCGGCGUGGAAUGGGUCAUGACCGUCGCCAAGGCGCUCACCGCGGUCGUCUCCUGCGGCACCGCUCUCAAGCUCGUCCAGAUCAUCCCCGACCUCCUCAGCGUCAAGACCCGCGAGCUCUUCCUCAAGAACAAGGCCGACGAGCUGGACCGGGAGAUGGGACUGAUGCGCACCGAGGCCGAGACCGGCAAGUACGUGAGGAUGCUCACCAAGGAGAUUCGCAACAGCCUCGUCAAGCACACCAUCCUCAACACCACGCUGGUGGAGCUGGGCAAGACUCUGGGGCUGGAGGAGUGCUGCCUGUGGAUGCCGAAUCGCAGUGGCACGGAGCUGGAGCUGUUUCGGAGCCUGCGAUCGCCCAACGCGGUGGCGGCCAGCGUCCCCGUCCACCACCCCGACAUAAAGCUCGUGUUUGGAGCCAACCGGGCCGUGGUCAUCCCCUCGAGCAGCCCGGUUGCGAUUCACGUACUCACGGCCGCUGGCAACGCUUUCGCGAGAUCAUCGUGCAGGUACGCUCCAGGAGAGGUGCUGGCGGUCAGAGUCCCGUUUCUCCACCUGAAUGACUUUCGGGUCGGGGACUGGUCUCAGGCUCACGGUCACCGGCCGUUUGCUCUCAUGGUGCUCGUACUGCCGCCAAACAGCGCCCGGAGAUGGAGACCUCACGAGCUGGACAUGGUGGACGCGGUUGCCGACCAGGUUGCUGUUGCUAUGUCCCAUGCGUCCAUCCUGGAGGACUCGAUCAAGGCCAGGGACCUGCUGAUGCAGCAGAACGUGGAGCUCGAGACGGCCCGGCGCGAGGCGGAGAGCGCUGACCGUGCCCGGAACAACUUCAUGGCCGUGAUGAACCAGGAGAUGCGGACUCCCAUGAACUCCAUCAUCGAUCUCACUCACAGGCUCGAGGAGACCAGCAUGACUCAAGACCAGCGGGCUCUAGUCGAUACGAUCCUCAGGAACAGCACCCUCCUGGCCAAGCUCGUCAACAGCGUGCUUGACCUGUCGAGGCUGGAGGACGACAAAACCGUGCUGGACAUGCGAGCUUUCAGGCUCCGCGCCAUUUUCGAAGAGGUGAUGGAGCAGAUCAAGCCUGUGGCCUCGGUGAAGAAGUUGGCCUUGUCACUGUCACUAGCAGCCGAUCUUCCCGACUACGUCCUCGGUGACGACCGUCGCCUCGUCCAAGUUCUCCUCCAAAUCACCGGAAACGCCGUCAAGUUCACCAAAGAAGGCAGCGUGAGUACGAGCGUGAGGCUGGAGAAGGGCGUCAAUGGCAGCAACGACCAGCAUUGUUACAUCCGAGUACAGGUGAGAGACACGGGCCAAGGCUUCCUCCCGCAGGACAUACCCAAGCACUUCAACAGGGGUGGGAUGAUUCUCGACGCCAAGAACAUCAAGCAUUACAGUGGCACAGGCCUGCCGAUCUCCAAAAGGCUGGUAAAUCUCAUGGAAGGCCACAUCUGGAUCGAGAGCGAUGGCCCUGGCAAGGGAUCGGUGGUCACCUUCAUUGUAAAGUUGCAGAGAUGCGUAACUCACACUGUGAGCGAUGAUCCGGAGAGGGAGCCACUGCUUGGCUCCAACUUUUGAGGCGGCGAACUUGGCCGAGGAGUCUGCUGGCUACAACCAACAUACUUCCGCCCGUCGUGGUAGCUCUCCUCUUUUCUUUUCUACCCAGUAUAACCCCUGUGCGUAAUUUCUGUUUCUUCAGCUCCGCUGUGAUCAAUCAAACCGGGGAUCUCACAGAGGCGUGGGAUUCAAGGCCUCGCUCGCGUCGGCGUCGGCAUCGUCGUCUUCGUCGUUGCCGCCCCCGUCGGACACUUCUGCCGCUGCCGAGUCGCCGUCGUCCUCGAGCCCCAUCUCUUUGAGCGUUUCCUGGACGAACUCCAUCAUGAAUCUGUUGUAGAGCCUCUUGAUGGUACGUAUACACUUCCUUCUCUCGCCCGCGGGCAGUGCCGGUUUGUUCAUCCCCUCCUGGCCGGACACAAACGUGUCCCACCCGUUCGCGGCCUCAAACUGUCCCAAGGCAGAGAAGUCUCGUCAAGUUUCAGUGCGCGAAAGCUUGGUUUCUAAGACGCACCUUGCAUUUUCCACCCGUUCGGAGGAUCAUAGUGGCCAGCUUCCCCAUGUUGACGAACUGAUUCGCGGCUUUAGGAUGGACGCAAAAGACCGGCUUUCCUUUCUCCUUGAGCCAGUGCCGGAGUUCUUUGGUCGAGACUUUGCAUGGAUCCAAGUCUGUAAAGAGAGAAGCUUGUCAAUCCACCCAUUUUUUCUCC